AUGGAAAAAAAGUCAUGGAAUUCCGCCCAAACACGCACCAUCUCAAUCCUACGUCGUGGUGCAUGGGAACUUCGUCGGGGCCGUUGUGGCAAAGCCGCAGUGUUUCUUCUGUUGCUGACUGGAAUUGUAUUUUCAAGUCUGAGAGGAAUGAUCUCUCCCAUGGUUUCACUGACUACCACAUUGUCCUCAUAUCUGGGAAUAACAAAUAAAGCAAGCGAAAGUGUAAAUCUUUUGCGGUGGGGUGGCGGCUCUGUAGUUGUUGAGCUGGAGGGUCAACCGUUGCAGCGAGAUCUCCCUUUGACUUACCCUGAUGGGACGUCCAACAAGUUUCAGUGUGAUUUGCCGUCGCUUCGGUUCCAGUGCGACAUGGACCGGGGCGUGGGGUGCAACGCUUACCCGCAAUUAUUCCCAUCUUCAGCAUUAUUUGACUAUUGGAAGCAAGAGGAUACCGAGCAGGUACCAGCCUCUAUCUUUGAUAGCAUUUGCCACUUUAAUAUCUCCGACCCGACUGAAUUUCGACUGGCUCAAAUGUUUCGAGAAAUGGAGGUGCCUUUUGUCACUUAUGGCAUUCCUGAACUUAACGCUGCUCUAAAGCGCUGGACAGACGAGUAUCUGAUGCAACAGCUAACUUCAACCGAGCUGUAUAAGGUGCACGUUGCGAAUGACAGUCAUUUCAUGUUUUUCAACAAGAAGUUGAAACUUGACGGCUCUUAUUAA
This is a messenger RNA of Plasmopara halstedii, 717 nucleotides long. RefSeq lists its product as uncharacterized. The record is from RefSeq and is a predicted model, not a curated record. Lineage: Eukaryota; Oomycota; Peronosporomycetes; Peronosporales; Peronosporaceae. Bases 1 to 717 code for a protein of 238 amino acids. The transcript is spliced from 3 exons.